Vitis riparia (riverbank grape) is the source of this 1638-nucleotide messenger RNA. RefSeq names its product lysM domain receptor-like kinase 3. Bases 299 to 1573 code for a protein of 424 amino acids. The record is from RefSeq and is a predicted model, not a curated record. Gene Ontology annotation, molecular function: protein kinase activity; ATP binding. Gene Ontology annotation, biological process: protein phosphorylation. The transcript has a single exon. NCBI's taxonomy places the organism in Eukaryota, Viridiplantae, Streptophyta, Magnoliopsida, Vitales, Vitaceae.
GGCCGCCAAAUUAAUAGAGCAAGUUCAAUAAAGCUAUGAGGGUUGAGGGCGAAGAGUAGGGUUGGGCGUGAGAGUUGACUCUUGAAUCCUUGAAUCCUUAUGUGACAGCAAAAGCUUCUGUGGUGUGGGCAGCCGACAUAUUCUCGACUUUCGUCAAGUCCGACUUUCCAACCUUUAGCUUUGGGUUGAUCAAAAUCAGAAGUGUAGACUCGUCUAUCUUCUUAAAGAGUUAAAGGAGCUACCAGGCAUGACAAAUUUAAUAGUUUAUGCAACAGAAGAAUCCUAAUUUCCUUCAUUCAUGUGUAAAUCCAAGCGACGAUCCGACGGAAUAGAGCCCAACUCAACCUCUGCGACUUCUCGAAGGCCUACGGCAUCAUCCCGUAAUUCUUCUCAUACUACCAGACCCUCACGCUCCUCCUCUGCAAGCGCCCAAAACGGUCUUUUCUGGACCUCACCGUCUACGACCCCAAUUUCUUCCCCACUUUCAACCACUACUCUCUCAAGCUUCAGGCUCUCUCUAUCUCAAAAUCCUCUCAUAUUCUCCUUCUCCGAGAUCUGCUCCGCCACCGCCAACUUCGCCGCCGGCAAACUCUCCUCCGCCGCUUGGCGCUGUUCCAUUCGAGGCACAGACGUCCUCAUCUUCCAACGCAAGCUCCGCCGUCCCAUCGAGCCCCAUCAUCUCCACACACGGCUCUCCUUGAUCGGUAGGGCUCACUACAACAACCUCGUCAAGCUCAUCGGCGCAUCACGCUCCAACGAACACGUCUACCUUGUCUACGAGCACGUCCAAGGUUCUAACCUUGCCACUUGUCUCCGAAACCCUAAAAACCCUCACUUCACAAUCCUCUCAACCUGGAUUUCGCGAAUGCAGAUCGCAACCGAUGUCGCCCACGGACUCGAUUACAUCCACAGCUGCGACGGUUCGGAUUCGAAACUCAUCCACAAUCACAUCAAGAGUUCUUCCAUAGUCGUGACCGAGCCUUCCUUCAACGCCAAGAUCUGCCAUUUCGCCACCGCCGAACUCUGCGGUGAGACCUCGGAGGAUCAGAUAAACUGCCAGGUCAGAGAGUUAGAAGAUUUGGAGUCCCCUAAGUUGAAGAGAUCAGUGAGCCAAAGCAGGACAUUCGAAGGGACGAGGGGAUACAUGUCGCCGGAGUUCAAGUCAAGCGGGGUGGGAAGUCAGAAAUCGGACGUGUUCGCUUUCGGAGUGGUGAUGUUGGAGCUCCUAUCGGGAGAAGAGCCUCUGAAGUACGAGUUUGAGAGAGCAAGGAAGUGUUACAGGAGAAUAUCAGUGAUAGAAACAGCGCGAGAGGUAAUGGAAAUGGAGGGUGAAGAUGAACAAGGUAUGAGGGUAAGGAGUUGGAUUGACAGGAGAUUAAAGGAUUCGUUUCCGGUGAUGGUGGCGAGGAAGAUGACCAAGGUGGCGCUAGAGUGCGUCGACAUGGAGCCGGAGAAGAGGCCCGCUAUGAGUCGGGUUGCUGUCAAGAUUUCCAAGCUGUUUUUAGAGUCAAAGAUUUGGUCUCAAAAUAUCGGAACGCCCUCCGACGCAACUCUCUCAUUUGCCCCACGGUAGAUCUUGUAUAGGCUCUGACUUUUGACUUUUGACUUUUGACUUUUCAACCCCAAACAUUACUCUUA